Messenger RNA from Esox lucius (northern pike), 5362 nucleotides. RefSeq names its product salt-inducible kinase 2b (gene sik2b). Gene Ontology annotation, biological process: protein phosphorylation; intracellular signal transduction; microtubule cytoskeleton organization. The transcript has 15 exons. Gene Ontology annotation, cellular component: cytoplasm. Gene Ontology annotation, molecular function: protein serine/threonine kinase activity; ATP binding; tau-protein kinase activity. The coding region runs from base 332 to 3058 and encodes 908 amino acids. Lineage: Eukaryota; Metazoa; Chordata; Actinopteri; Esociformes; Esocidae. The record is from RefSeq and is a predicted model, not a curated record.
AUGUACGUCAACCAGAGAACAUGAUGCCUCCUGCAAGUCAACUCGUGUCGUGUACUCUAGCUAAUAGAGGUAGCUAGCUAGCUAGCUGACAAAUUACAGCUCUAUUGUAUUGGAGAACGCGGCGUGACAGCCCGCUACAGUCGUAAAUGUCCUCUGUCGUCUCGUGGGUCUGAGGGGUCGUUAAGGUUCAAACUGGCUCGGCGACCGAUAAUUGUUUUUAGUCUAUUUUAAAUAGACACAGUUUUGCGGAGGGUUGUUUCCCAUCCUCGUUAUCUGUGUACGCUCAAGUCGCGAGCCCUACCUCCUCUCCCAAAACCCCAUUUAUUACAGCAUGGUCAUGGCUGACAAUCACCAAAAACCGAUGGUUCGGGGUCCCGUCCGAGUGGGCUUCUACGAUAUCGAACGUACUUUGGGAAAGGGCAAUUUCGCCGUUGUGAAGCUGGCUAGACAUCGCAUUACCAAGACUGAGGUUGCCAUUAAAAUCAUAGACAAGAGCCAACUAGAUGCUGUUAACCUUGAGAAAAUCUACCGGGAGGUACAGAUCAUGAAAAUGUUGGACCAUCCACACAUCAUAAAAUUAUACCAGGUGAUGGAGACCAAGAACAUGCUCUACUUGGUGACUGAGUAUGCCAAAAAUGGGGAGAUUUUUGAUUACCUGGCCAAACAUGGGCGACUGAGCGAACUUGAAGCACGGCGCAAGUUCUGGCAGAUCCUAUCUGCGGUGGAGUACUGCCACAACCGCAAUAUCGUUCACAGGGACCUUAAGGCGGAGAACCUCCUGCUGGACGGGCAUAUGAACAUCAAAAUAGCAGACUUUGGCUUUGGGAACUUCUUCCAGCCUGGGGAGCCCCUGGCCACGUGGUGUGGCAGCCCCCCCUACGCUGCUCCAGAGGUGUUUGAGGGACAACAGUACGAGGGGCCCCAGCUGGACAUCUGGAGUAUGGGGGUGGUGCUUUAUGUUUUGGUGUGCGGCGCUCUGCCCUUCGACGGCCCCAGCCUGCCCGUGCUCCGACAGCGUGUCCUGGAGGGCCGCUUCCGGAUCCCGUACUUCAUGACAGAAGACUGCGAGCACCUGAUCCGGCGGAUGCUGGUCCUGGACCCGUCCAAGCGUCUAUCAGUGGCCCAGAUCAAGGAGCACAAGUGGAUGACACUGGACGUGCCUGUGCAGAGGCCUGUCCUGUACCAGCAGGCGGCGCCCCAGGAGGGUGACGUGGGCGUGGGGGAGUACAGCGAGCAGGUGCUCAGGCUCAUGCACAGCCUGGGCAUCGACCAACACAAGACCAUCGAGUCUCUCCAGAACAAGAGUUACAACCACUUUGCCGCCAUCUACUACCUGCUGGUGGAGCGUCUGAAGGCGCACCGCUGCAGUUUUCCUGUGGAGCAGCGGCUUGACGCGCGCCAGCGCCGACCCAGCACCAUCGCCGAGCAGACCGUCGUUAAGCCGAGCUGUGGCUCCCCCCAGGUGGGUCUCAUGCCCCAGGGUGUUCGGGGUCUCCUGCGCUCCCCGGCCUUGCCUCAAUCCUCUGUUGAUGCCUUCAUUUUCCCCCAGUCGCCACUCCCUCCUGAACACGGCCUGAUGGCGGAGGACGUGGCCACUCCUAAGGUGAAUGGCUGCAUGCUGGAUCCGCUGCCCUCCACGGUGCUGCGCAAGUCCAGCGUGUCGUCGCCUAGUAACAUGAUGGAGACGUCCAUCGACGAGGGCAUUGAGACAGAAGAGCUUGACGCCGAGGAUGACCCGGUCCACCUCUUCUCUGCCUUCCAAACGGCCCGCUUUGGCCAGCGCCGACACACCCUGUCUGAGGUCACCAACCAGCCCGGGGCUGUCAUCAGCCAAGGUAAACUGUUCACCAUGGGCCACAACCCGUCCCUGGGCAGCGUGGACUCUGACACGGGCUAUGACAGGGGCUCUGUGCACAGCGACCUGAGCCUGCUGGAGGACGCCCCGUCUCUCAGCGAGGUGGUCCUGGCCAGCGCCCACGCCUCGGGGCCCCACGUGGCCCAGGGCCCCUUCGUGAGCCAGCGGCCCCCUAACCCCGCCACGCAGGCCCUGAGCUCCCAGAGGAGGGAGGCCCACAACCGUUCGCCCAUCAGCUUCAGGGAGGGCCGCCGCGCCUCCGACACCUCCCUCACACAAGGUCUAGUUGCUUUCCGGCAGCAUCUCCAGAACCUGGCGAGGACCAAAGGCAUCCUAGAGCUGAACAAACAGAUGUAUGAGCAGAUGGGCUCUGGUGAGGACCCGUCCUCCAUGGGGGUCCAUGGGACCCACGCACCCCUACAGAACCUUCUAAACCCCAUGCUGCAGGGGGAGGCAUCUAAACAUGACGAUAACCUAGCUUUAUACCAGGGUGGAGCCCAACCUCUACUAUCCCGAAGACAGAGCCUGGAAACACAGUACCUCACACACAGACUACAGAAAUCUGGUGGUAUGACUAAUGUGAGUCCUGCUAGCUGUCAGCUCUUCUGUAAGGAGAAUCCUCGAAGUCUGGAGCAACAGUUACAGGAGCACAGGUUACACCAGAAGAGGAUGUACCUCCAGAAGCAGUCCCACCUACAUGCCUAUUUUAACCAGAUGCAGAUAGUGGAGGGUUCCUAUCCGGGGAACCCAGGGGCCCCUCCACAGCAGCAGGGGCCCAUGGCCGGGUCCCACCACCAGCAGCAGCAGCAAGCCAGCUCCCAUUCUUCACCUCCCUAUGCCCACUCCCAGGCCCUCAGCCCCUUGAUGGAGCCCAGUGGAGACCUGGUCUACGACCCCUACAUGGUCCAGCACUACCCCCACUCCCACCUCAGCCCAGGACUCAUGCUACAGAACCAAUCCACGGAGGCCCUGGGCUACAGUUACCAUCCGCAUGACCUGUCCCCAUCCCCCCAUGAGGCACUUUAUCCAGAGCAAUACGAGUUCACCCUGGACGCCCGGCAGCCGCCCACCCCCGGCCCUGGGGAGGCCCCUGGGGUCGGGUACGAGGGGCUAGCACUCCACACCGAGCUCCAGGGCUCCUUUCUGGACGGCGAGAUGAUGGAGACUGUAGACUCACAGCAUGGCUUUGUACUGGUGAACUGAAGCCGGUAGGACUGCGGGGUGAAAUCAGUAUUACCGACAGUUGAGAACCUACACAGCAUUACAGUAUGUCGUAGAUGUGGUGGAGUUGGUUUCGGGGUCAAGGUACCGGGGAUUAGGAACAUUUUCUAUCAAUGAACACGUUUUUUUUUCUUCUUUAAGUUGUGGUGAACCAACCUCAAAACCUUUCUACCAAAAUCCUCCCUACCUCCUUUCUGCCCACGCCUCUGCUCCCACCGGCCACAUGCCAGGACCAGACCGGGUUCUGCGCGCCUCAGAGAUGGUGUGGCAGCCUGCCUGGCCCGGUGUUUGCAGGCAGAAGUUGCCACGAUGGACGUGUCGCGUGUGAAAUGACACCGCUCCACGGGAACACAACUGCCUCAAAGCUACCUACCGCCACAGCAGCUCGCUGUAGAGCCCGGGCGGUGCAGGAAGACGUAGCACAGUUAGAACGUUUCCGGAAUAUGUGCGCAGCGGGAUUUGGCUUGCCAGAAUGCACAAACUGAAACACUAUUUUGUAUUGAAAUAGGAUCACUUUCUUGAAAACACAUUGUGUGUUUGAAGUAGUGAAAAGAAAUCGAACAAGAGACGAAGUAUGAAAUUAAUGCGCGCUUGAUAAGUGCAGUAUUAGUCAAUAUUUUAAUGUGGCAAUAUUGAAGCAAUAUAUCGUGGGAGGGAAAGCCGCAAAUUGCUUUUUCCUCAGUAGAACGUAGUAAUCACAUGAGAUUUUCCGGGAGAAUUCUGGUUUGAUGACUCAUUUCUAAUACGUCAACAGAGACAGCUCAUCCCCCCCAGAGACCAUGAUGAUGUAAUCAGGAGAUAAUCCCCCAACCAAUCCCAUCACUCCGGGUAAAAAAAUAAAUAAAAGAGGAGAAAUCUAAUCCAAUCAAUAGCAAAUGAAAAGAAACAUGAUUUUUUUUUUUUUGCCAUUUUGCUUCUUUUUUUUUUUUUUAUUGGGUAGAUAUAAAAUUACUAGUAUGUGAGGCUCUUUGCUCCAAAGGAAGGAGUCAGAGACCCCAGUCAAAUCAAUUGGUUGCACUAGUGUUGAGUUAGUGGUGAGGGUUUUAUCUCCAGAUUGCGUCCUUAUACUGUACCUUUGGUAUGCAGCUGAUGGACCUAAUAGUGUUGAUACCUGAAACAACUAACAUUCGGAGUUUAAAUAACUCUAAAUACCUUCUGGGUUUUUGAAGGAAUGUUUUUCUCUAACUGAAAAAAAAAAAUGUGUGGACAGAACGUUAGUCACCGACUCUGGAUUAAUUUAGUCAGGUUUUACCAUGGCGCUCUACUGCAACAAUCUUAGGAUGGAAGGAGACGUUUUACAGCACUUAAAACUAUAAAAUCUACUUGAAGAAUACAGAUUUCAGAAAAAAUAUGUACAACUUUUCAAGGAAUAAUAGGAUGAGAAUAACAAAUUGGUCAAAGCAUAGUCUGAAUCCCAAACUAUAACCUAUUCCCUAGCUAGUCCACUGCUUAAGGGCAGAGCCCUAUAUUUCCUGGCCUUAAGUAGUGUAUAAUAUAGGGAAUAUGGUGCCAUUUGGGGCAGAGGCAAGAAAUGGACUAGAUUACAGGAUUGUUUGACUACUGGAGCACUUUUAGAAGGUCAAAAGGAAAUGUAUGGGGAGGUGGAGGUAGUUUAGCCUAGUCUGCUGCUUCCCUGGGAGACUCAAACAACAAACAAAAGAAAGGGUCCCAUUUGGCAGCCUUUUUUCCCCAGUAAAUGGAAAAAAUACAUUGUGUUUUUUUUUUUUUUUUUAAAGAAAGACCAGAGAGAAUAACACUUUAUUGGUUGUUCAUUGUGCUUUGUACAAAUUAGGGGUUUAGUGUGUUCUCAAGAUCAGACACAGUUUUCAGCGUGACUAGUGUUCAGUGUGUGCCUUUUACUUUCCAUUUAAAAUUUGAAUAUAGCAUUAAUUUCUGGUUUUAAUUCCGUUUAGUUUUUAUUUUAUUUUAGGGUGUCCAGAAAUAAGUAGACCCAGGUUUUACCAAGGUACUAAACCAAAGUCCCCUCAGAAGUGUCCCUGUACAACCCCACCAUGUGGAGUUUGGAGCUUCUUGGUUUUAGCUUCUUGACAGUUCUUUUUUGGUCAAUCAGUAUAUGCCAUUUAAAAAGUAUUAUAGCAAUAUUUCUCAGUAAUAGUUGAAGAUAUUAAGAAAAUAUAGAAGAUUAGUAGUGGAUGUGUUUGAGUAUCAUAAUUGCACCUCCUGCUGACAAACACCGUCUUUAGAAAAUCAAAUUUUAUAUUUACCUUCAUUGAUGUUGACCACACAUAAGCUAACUUGCUGUUGAGAUUAAAAAGGUUUAUCGAA